Podarcis raffonei (Aeolian wall lizard) is the source of this 1556-nucleotide messenger RNA. Its product is annotated as cation channel sperm-associated protein 2-like. Gene Ontology annotation, cellular component: CatSper complex; membrane. The transcript has a single exon. Gene Ontology annotation, biological process: flagellated sperm motility; fertilization; sperm capacitation. Gene Ontology annotation, molecular function: calcium-activated cation channel activity. NCBI's taxonomy places the organism in Eukaryota, Metazoa, Chordata, Lepidosauria, Squamata, Lacertidae. The record is from RefSeq and is a predicted model, not a curated record. Bases 39 to 1469 code for a protein of 476 amino acids.
UCUCCUCUGGGCCGUACCAGGAGGAGCCAGCAGGAGUCAUGGAGGACCAGCCACCCUCAUCACAUGCUUCCAAAGAGACAAAUGAAGUACCCUUUGAACUGCAUCCCCGAGCAGAUGCCAUCCGCUCCAAGCUGAUCUACACAUUCUAUCUGAUUGACUAUCUACGGGGGCUAGGCAGUGCUAUUCCACGCCAUAACAUACGAGAUUUCCUGGACCAUCGGAAGCUAAAGAAGCUAAUGCUCACAGACCAUCACCAGCUGGUGCGUUUCAAUGUUGUGCCCAAACGGAAUGUCAUGAUCACGCGAGAAAUACGCUGCCGUAACCGUAUCCGCGUGCGCUGCAGCCGCUGGCCCCCUGUCGCCAUGUGGGCUUAUUCAGUCUUGAACAGCCAAAUCUUCAAAGUCUUCAUGAUCUUCCUCAUCUGCCUGAACAUGGUGGUCCUCAUGAUCUUAGUAGAGAUAAGGGAUAAGUUGGAGGACCACUUUGUGAAAAUGAAGAUAGCAAUGGAGGUGAUCAUCUGGGUCAUUGUCCUCAUCUUUUUGGUGGAAAUUGGGCUGAACUGGGCUGUUAGCUUUCAGGAUUAUUUUAAGAACUCCUGGAAUGUCUUUGACUGCACAGUCACCAUCAUAUCCUUUAUCCCUGAGUUGAUACUCCUUGUUGAAAAGAAACACAGCAAGGCCGUCACAUACUUCCUCCAGGUUUGCCGUGUGCUGCGAUGCUUAAAGCUCUUCCCUAGACUCCGGCAAAUCCGGAUCCUCAUUAUGGCCCUCUUCAAAGCAAUGAAAGCCAUGAGCUUCAUCCUGGUGCUCCUCGUCUUCUUCUUCUAUAUUUUUGCCGUAUCAGGCAUUUUCUUCUUUGAUGGCUACACUCGCUCAAACCUGGAUGACCUAGAGUACAACAAGUAUUUUCAAGACAUGCCCAAUUCACUGGUGACCAUCUUCAUUCUCUUCACCAUGGACCAUUGGUAUGCUCUGCUGCAGGACACGUGGAAGGUCCCAGAGAUAAACAAAGCAAUCAGUGGCUUGUUCAUCUGCUUGUGGCUCCUCAUUGGGGCAUUCAUCUUCAGAAACCUCAUGGUGGCCACCAUGGUCACCAAUUUCCAGACCAUUCGGAAUGAAUUGAGUGAAGAAAUGAAGCAGAUUGAGACUCAGCAGAAAGCUGACAAAUUUAAGCUGGAACUGCUGGAAAAGAAGUACAGCUCACCCCAGGGGCAGGACAAAAUGAGCAUGGGGCCAUCCACAAUAUACAGCAUACCAGAAGUCGAGGCUGGGCCUCUGGAUUGGGAAACAUAUGUCCACAAGAACCUGCCAGGGCUAUACGAGGCUGAUAAUGACGAGCAGGUCAUUUGGCCCCGUGACGCCCUCUUCCGCUACUUUGAGCUGCUGGAGAAGCUGCAGUAUAACCUGGAUGAGCGCAAACAAUUGCAGAAUUAUGCCGUCUUGGCUCUGUCCAACCUGGAGGACAAGUAGUGAUGGCUUCUGGAGGAUCAAGAAGAUGCAAGUGUGGACUCAUCCUUGCUUACUGAGCCAGCACAACCAAAACCUGUGGCAAAUCAA